AUGCUUGUCUACCUACUUGUUCAGUUGGUAGCUCUGUUGGCUUCAGUGGACUGCUACACAAUCAAUCCAGACUAUAGUCAACAUAACGACGUCACGAAAAACAAAUCAUUCUAUUUGGAAAAGAGAGCUACCGACCCCGCCGACUUCAGCUGGAUAAAGAAAUGGGCAUGCAUAGGCGAUAGCUUUAGCGCUGGCAUUGGAUCAGGAAACGUUUGGAGCAAUCGGAAAGCUGACGUUCAGUGCAGUCGGUAUGACUACUCCUAUCCUGCCAUCUUGAACAAAAACCUUGGUCCUGCAGUAAAGACUUUCGAAUACUGGGCUUGUAGCGGAGACAAGACAGUGGAUAUCCAUAAUCAAGUCGUCCGAAUGGAUGUAUACAAUCGACUUAGCAGCAACCUUGGUAACAACCUUGACUUCGUUACAUUGACUGCCAGUGGUAACGAUCUAUGCUUGGUGAGCUUUCCCUUCCGUUCCUGUAAGCCCACUGAGAAUACUGACAUAAUCUUCACAGUCUGAUAUGAUCAAGAGUUGUAUCAUGUUUCCAGCAAUCGACCUCUUUAUGAAUAUCGAUGAUGCAGAAUGCAACGCACUCAUUGAGAAAGCACAGUUCAACAUGGAUUCCUUCCUGGGAGAAAACAUCAAAAGUGUCUUGAGAGCACUGAACGAUAAGAUGAAUACAGGAGGCCUUGUGGUCUACAACUUGUAUGCUGAAUAUUUCAGCGAGGAAACUGAGGAAUGCGCGGAAACUCAGGUAAGCUUUGGCUGGAACUCCAACACCAUAGCCAGAUAGAUAUGCUACUAACAAAGAACAGGAGUUUGCUUUCCCCCAGAUUCUCGCGGGCUUAUCGCUUAAGCUCACUAUUGCACGACGAAAGAGAUUCAACGACCUUGUUCGAGGUACCAAUGCUGUUAUUCAAAAGGCAGUUGAUGAGAUUAGUGCAGAUCCUUCCAUUAGGUACAAAAUUGAGACUUCAGAUUGGGGGGUGUGGCCAAAAGAUGCGGUCGCGGGACAGAUGGUAAGGAAAAGGAGUACUUGAGAAUGGGCGCCCCUGCUCUGAGGGAUCAUUAAGCUGACAGAAUAUCGUAACCAGUGUGAACCUGGGUCAUCAGGCCACUACCCUGACGAACGAUCACCAGCCCUUCAAUUCUUCAAGCCUCGAACAUCAGUGUACGACCGAACUGCCCACCAAGAUCUGAAACGAAGCAUGUCACCUGAGGCACAAGACAAGAUUCUUAAACAAUAUCAAAAUAAGCACAAGAGAUAUUGGGAAAACAGCAUUCUCUACCGAAGUGCUGAUCCUCGGGCAAUCGCCAAGUCUCGCUUGGAUUCAAGAGCUCCAGUUCCACCGGGUUACCCAGGAGAUCAUGUCAGUAUAUUUGCGGUACCGGAUCGAGUUGGCCGAUUUUUUCCACCCCAAUGGGCUAGGUCAUGAGACAAUCGCAAGCUUUGCCAUAGCAACCUUAGUUGGGAUGAGAGCCAGUCAGCUUAAUGUUCGUAAUCCCUAUUGCGACGCCAAUAAAGAUGAGUUCAGAUGCUGGAAAAAAGAAGGCGGAAAAGCAUACGCCAACCCUGAUCAGCUAGAAAAGAGUGUCACAAAGUUUUGUGAUAGUGUUAAGCAGCCUGCGAACACAGUUGGAUGGAGAUGGGAACAAAAAUACUUAAAAGACACCCUCGACGAACACAUCAUGUCUAUACAACUCACAAGUAAAGCGUCCGCUUUUGACAAGAAUCAAUGUGUCUCUUCGAUGAAGCAACUUAUCGAAGGUUGUGACGGUAAUGAUCCAAAUAAUCCUUUGAAUGUGAGCAACUCUCCUGUCUCAAUCAGAAGAAGAAUUCUGCUAAUAUAUUGCAGUGGAAGUCGGGCGGAAGAAAGCGUAUUGGUGAAUAUACGUAUGAAGUCAAUCCACAGCGUGGUAAUCGAACUUUCCCUCCAAUCUCAAAGACCGAUGGCUACUGCAGUGGAACCUACCAUUUUUCUCACUCCAGCUACCAGAUUCGAGGGUCAGGAUUCUCUACUUGGGACUAUGGACAAGAAACGCUUCUACCUGCUAUCAAAGGAUGUCUAGGUAAGUGGAUUUUCGAUAUGUUUCUUCGUCGCAAUUGUCAUAGAGAUUUGACUCCUACCCAAACAUCUUGUAGUAUGUUCUCGGAAGGUUAGACUAACCUGUGGCUGGUGGAAUGCAGGUCUCGGUGUAACUGCAUGGAGCUUCAAAUACUUCGACAAACCAGACGGUGAGGCAAACGAAUGGGAAGCUACUUUCAAUACACCUGUCUUUGCGAAUGCAAGAUGCUUUCGAAACAACAAAGUGGUCUUUAGUAUUGGUGGAUUUACCCAUGGCUGUCACGGAAACGACCCUUGA
Molecule: messenger RNA, 2361 nt
Organism: Hymenoscyphus albidus
Lineage: Eukaryota; Fungi; Ascomycota; Leotiomycetes; Helotiales; Helotiaceae
Source: the annotation of a GenBank genome assembly